Molecule: messenger RNA, 219 nt
Organism: Penicillium angulare
Lineage: Eukaryota; Fungi; Ascomycota; Eurotiomycetes; Eurotiales; Aspergillaceae
Product: Major facilitator superfamily domain general substrate transporter
Exons: 1
Coding region: 1-219 (72 amino acids)
Source: RefSeq, a predicted model, not a curated record
AUGCAAGCUCGCGAGGGUGAGGCCAUGGAAGUUCUGGCGUGUGAGGCUAUGCCUGUUGAUGACCCCUUAAUCAGAACUCAACAGGAUGAGAUCAAAUACAGCAUCACGUAUGAAGUUGAAAAUUCUGUUCCAUGGCGCGACCUUCUGCGCCGACGAAAAGGUGAUAAUACCAAAUGGUGCCGGCACGCAGGCCAUGCAGCAAUUCCAAGGUACGACUAA